Salvia hispanica is the source of this 2031-nucleotide messenger RNA. Its product is annotated as protein NBR1 homolog. Gene Ontology annotation, molecular function: zinc ion binding; protein binding. The record is from RefSeq and is a predicted model, not a curated record. Lineage: Eukaryota; Viridiplantae; Streptophyta; Magnoliopsida; Lamiales; Lamiaceae.
ACUAUUCGUCAUCUUCCUCCUAUAUAAACACACACACACACUGAUGCAUUGCGUUGCAGUACCUCUCUCUCACUCGUUGAGAUCAUCGAUAAUUUGACGCGGCUAACGGAUACGCGUGGAUUGCCGUGAAAAUCUCUCUCGGAUUUCGAUCAAACUGAUUUCAGAUAUUCGCUCUUUCUCCGUUAAUUUCGUGUUUUUUUUGUUGGAAAAUCUGCGAAUUUUGGUUUUAUAGGGCUGAGGCUUCUCUUUGUUUAAUCGCUGCCUUACCUGAAACGCUCUUAGCUAUGGAGGAUUAUGUCUUGAUCAAGUUCAAGUAUGGGAAUGUGGUUAGGCGUUUCAAUGCCCCUAUUACUGAUGACAAACUUUUUGUGAGCAUGGAUGGGCUGAGAGAGAAGGUCCUUUAUCUCUUCAGCCUUGCUCCUGGCACUGAUCUGAGGCUUACAUAUCUUGAUGAAGAUAAUGAGGUCAUUACUCUUGCUGACGACGAAGAUCUUUGCGAUAUCGUGAAACAGGACCUCGACCCUGUGAGAGUAACUGUGAAUGUGAACAAUGUUACAAAUGCGAACCAAACUUACCAACCUCGACCAAAUCUGAUCACCGGAAACUCAAGAGCUGCUGUAGGUGAUGCUAUCAAGAUGAUGUAUCCACCUACCAAGAUGAUGUAUCCUAAAAAAGAUGAUGUAGAUUUGGGCUUAAUUCGUCGUGUAUGUGGCACUUAUGAGGGCCCAAUUUCUGGUACACCACUGCAAAAUAUCUCAGCUGCUUCACCACACUCUGCUUCUGAUGCAAAUCCCUUUAGGGGAAGUCGUGGUCAAGAUGAUAGCAGUGGGAGUUAUUGUCAUUGGGGGGUUGGUUGUGAUGGUUGUGGCAUAGUUCCUAUAGUUGGCCCCAGGUUCAAGUCUAAAGUGAAGUUGGAUUAUGACUUAUGCCUAGAUUGCCAUAGUAAAAUAGGGAAUGGCAAUGAUUGUGUCAGAAUAGAGCGCCCAACAAUUGCUCAACAUCAUUUGCCAUAUUUACGGGCCAGGGACCGGGGUGCGAUCCCUCGUGUUUUGAGAGGUUCGAAGGUUGAACCAAAUGUUGAAAAGCUAGAUAGCCGCUUCAUCCAAGAUGUUAACAUAUUUGAUGGUUGUGUGAUGGAACCUUUAACUCCAUUUACCAAGAUAUGGAGGAUGAGGAACAGCGGUACACUUGCAUGGCCCAAGAAAACAAAACUUGUUUGGAUCGGAGGCGAUCAAUUGACCAAUGCAGAAUCUAUUGAAGUUCCGAUUCCUGAUGCUGGAUUGCUGGUAGACCAGGAGCUUGAUGUUUCCAUUCGUUUCAUCUCUCCAAAGCAUUCGGGGCGCUAUAUCUCGUAUUGGAGACUGGCUUCGCCAUCCGGUGAAAAGUUCGGCCAGCGUGUUUGGGUCAUAAUCCAGGUUGAGGCUCCUGCUAUUGAAGAAGAAUCUCCUCGUGAGACACUGAGAGAUUUGAAUCUUAACUUGCCACCGCCACCACCACCUAUAUACAAGCUGCCACCGCCACCACCACCACCACCACCACCUCGUCGAACACCCUUUGCUAGUAUACCUGAAUCUAUUGAGCUUCACAAAAAGAGUCUAAUGGAGGAUAAACUUCUGGGGGAACUUAAGGAGAUGGGAUUUGAUCAGGUCGAUCGGAACAAGCAACUCUUGAGGAUGAACGGGUAUGAUCUCGACCAAGCAGUGGAUGAUCUUUGUGGUGUUUCAGAGUGGGAUCCCAUCCUCGAAGAGCUCGAAGAGAUGGGUUUUCAUAACACAGAAAUGAACAAGAAGCUGCUGACGAAGAAUAAUGGGAGCAUCAAGCGCGUCGUCAUGGGCCUUAUCUCUGGAGUGGAGGAGGUUUAGCAAGCAUUGUUUAAGAUCCACGUAUAUGAUGGCUAUGAAUAAAUGGUGUGGACCUCAAGGGGGCUUAGAUUGUUUUUUUUGAACUUAGUAGCUAUUUUUAUAUAAGUUUUUAACAUUGAUAGACAUUGCUCUCUAGUUUUCAGUAUCUAUUCAUGUGUUUAUUGCUUCA